UAAUCGGCAGCGCGCAGGGAGCGAGCCGGCGGCUGGACCGGGCGGCUGACAUGGAGCGGGGCCGGUCCCGGGGCCGGUCCGGAUGGGCCCUGGUGCUCCUGGCCGCCCUCCCGCUGCUGCUGCUGCCCGCGGGCUGCGGGGCCAAGUACGUGACCGGGAACAUCAGCACCAAGGAGGACUGGGUGUUCCUCACCCGAUUCUGCUUCCUCUCUGACUAUGGACGCCUGGAUUUCCGGUUCCGCUACCCCGAGGCCAAGUGCUGUGAGAAUAUCCUGCUGUAUUUUGAUGACCCAUCACAAUGGCCGGCCGUCUACAAGCAGGGGAACAAGGACUGCCUGAUGAAAGAGUCUGUGAUUCGGCCGGAAAACAACCAGGUUAUUAACCUCACCACGCAGUAUGCCUGGUCGGGGUGCCAGGUGCUGAGCCAGGACUCCGUGCGGUACCUGAGCUGUGCCAGCGGCCGGAGUUUCCGCUCGGUUCGCGAGCGCUGGUGGUACGUGGCCCUCAGCAAGUGCGGGGGUGAUGGGCUGGAGCUGGAGUAUGAGAUGAUCCUGACCAACGGCAAAUCCUUCUGGACCCGGCACUUCUCUGCCGAUGAGUUCGGAAUCCUAGAGACAGACAUCACCUUCCUCCUCAUCUUCCUCGUCAUCCUCCUCAUCUCCUGCUACUUCGGCUAUCUGCUCAAGGGACGCCAGCUGCUCCACACCACCUACAAAAUGUUCAUGACGGCAGCCGGCGUGGAGGUGCUGAGUCUAGUCUUCUUCUGCAUUUACUGGGGUCAAUAUGCCUGCGACGGUGUCGGGAGCGGCAGUCUCAAGAUCCUGGCCAAGCUGCUCUUCUCUGUCAGCUUCCUCGUCUUCCUGCUGAUGCUAAUCCUGCUGGGGAAGGGGUUCACCGUCACCAGGGGCCGGAUCAGCCACACGGGCUCCAUCAAGCUGUCGGUGUACAUGACGCUCUACACCAUCACCCAUGUGGUCCUCUUCAUCUACGAGGCCGAGUUCUUUGACCCAGCGCAGGUGCUGUACACGUAUGAGUCGCCGGCCGGCUACGGGCUGAUCGCACUGCAGUUCCUGGCCUACGUCUGGUUCUGCUACGCCGUGCUCACCACCCUCAAGCAGUGCCCUGAGAAACAGCCCUUCUAUGUCCCCUUCUUUGCCGCCUACACCCUCUGGUUCUUCGCGGUGCCGGUCACAGCACUCAUCGCCAACUUCGGCAUCCCCCGCUGGGCCCGCGAGAAAAUCGUCAACGGGAUCCAGCUGGGGAUUCACCUGUAUGCGCAUGCCGUGUUCCUGAUCAUGACACGCCCCUCGGCUGCCAACAAGAACUUCCCGUACCAUGUGCGCACCUCACAGAUCGGCAUCGUGGAGGAGGGGGCGCCCGGCACCAAGUUCCCCCACCACGUCUACGGCAACGUGACCUUCAUCAGCGACUCCGUCCCCAACUUCACCGAGCUCUUCUCCAUCCCCCAGGGCCCGGUGGGGGGUGCCACCAACGCACGUGAGCAGGUGGAGGAGACGCCGACGGAGCGGAUGACGUCAGAGCUCAGCAGGCCCCAUGUGCUGCUGAAACCCCCCCUGGGGGGUGAGAGCCAGCCCCCCCCAUACCAGCUACAGGCCCCCCAGCUGCACCCCCCCAGCGGCUACACCGAGUACUUCAGCAUGCACACGGGGGGUGCACGGCCCGUCUAGGGGCCCAUCCCCCGUAGUCUGCCCCAGCCGCUGCAGACUGAGGGGGCCGGACCGCUACAGGCCCCCCCCCCAUCCAUGUAACCCCUUCCUCCUGGGUAGCUCCUUCAUGCCUCCCUCAUGGCCCCCAGCCUCCUGCCUCAGUGACCCCACGGGGCCCCCCCAGCACGGCUGCCCCCAGCGCGCUGAUGGGGCUGGAGUGGGGGGUGAGUGGCCUCCCAUGGGAGUGUCCCAGCUCCCCUUCCCCCCACAGUGUGGGGGGGCUGGGACUGAAUGAACAUGGGGGUUGAUCCCCACAACAGGGCUGGGAGCCCUCUCUCCCCCCCACCGUGAGCAUCGGCUGGGGACCCAACCCCCACCCACCCCUCCCCUGGCGCCUAUCGAGUGUGUGGGGGGGCAGUGCUCUUGUUACCAUUCCCUCCCAUACCCAGGCUACCUGUCCUCCCACCCCAGUCAACCCCCUCCCCAAGUUCCCUGUGCCCCCCAAGGACAUUGCCCCCCCAGCCCUUCCCCCACCCCCACUUCUGUGCCACAGAUUCUGGCGCCGAAAUUUCUGGAGUUGUUUUUGCCAAAAUAAAGAGGAUUCUUGUGUUUCUA
Messenger RNA from Dermochelys coriacea (leatherback sea turtle), 2282 nucleotides. It is a transcript of the gene TMEM145, whose product is annotated as transmembrane protein 145. The record is from RefSeq and is a predicted model, not a curated record. The coding region runs from base 51 to 1688 and encodes 545 amino acids. NCBI's taxonomy places the organism in Eukaryota, Metazoa, Chordata, Testudines, Dermochelyidae. The transcript has 15 exons. Gene Ontology annotation, biological process: G protein-coupled receptor signaling pathway; response to pheromone.